Molecule: messenger RNA, 2011 nt
Organism: Gastrolobium bilobum
Lineage: Eukaryota; Viridiplantae; Streptophyta; Magnoliopsida; Fabales; Fabaceae
Product: polyubiquitin-like
Exons: 2
Coding region: 668-1702 (344 amino acids)
Biological process (GO): protein ubiquitination; modification-dependent protein catabolic process
Cellular component (GO): nucleus; cytoplasm
Molecular function (GO): protein tag activity; ubiquitin protein ligase binding
Source: RefSeq, a predicted model, not a curated record
CUGCUGCUCCUCUUCUCUUUCCUAUUAGGGUUUCGAUUAUUAGGGCUUUCGGUUCUUUUUAUUUAAUUCUUCAUCGGAUCUGUCGAGCGCUUUGAUUUUGUUCUGUGUCUUUUCGUGUCUUGGAAAUUCUUUUGAAUCGAAUCGAGUCGAGUCGUCGUACAUGAUUUUGCUGUCUCAAUAAACACGAAAGCUGAGAUCUUUCUGAGACUUUUGUUAAUUAAUCAGCCAAUUUGAUUAAGUUUUUUUGUUAAUUUGAAACAGUCUUGAGAUCUGUUAUGAAGGUAUAUAUAAUUUGUCAGAUUUGGGUUAUAUACUGAGUAUCUGUAUAAUUAUUAAAUGUCAUGUUAUUUGGAUUUGUCGGGGGUGUCUGAUUCGUCUAUUUUGGCUAUCGAUUUAAUUGAAUCGUUGAUUGGAGACGAGUAAUCAAGUUGAUGCCUUUGUUUUUAUUUAUUUUUUGUCUGGGCUUUUAUGAUGUCUAUGUUUUGAAGAAUUUUGAUUAAUGAGUCGUUAAAAUCUAUUUCUUGUAAAUAUAAUUGGUAAUAUUGACUAAUUUUAUGUUUUUAUUCCUUUGUUUUGUGUAGUCUUUCAACUCAGUUUUUCUCAUCUUAAUAGCCAUAAUGAAGAAUUGGUGAAUUGUUCAUUUAUUUGUCUUUUUCUUGUAAUGUAGAUGCAAAUCUUCGUUAAGACCCUCACUGGCAAGACCAUCACUCUCGAAGUGGAGAGUUCAGAUACCAUAGACAAUGUGAAAGCCAAGAUUCAAGACAAGGAAGGGAUCCCACCAGACCAGCAGCGUCUCAUUUUUGCUGGCAAGCAGCUUGAGGAUGGGCGUACCCUUGCUGAUUACAACAUCCAAAAGGAGUCAACCCUCCACUUGGUGCUCCGUCUCCGUGGUGGUAUGCAAAUCUUUGUUAAGACCCUGACUGGAAAGACCAUCACCCUUGAGGUGGAAAGCUCUGACACGAUUGACAAUGUUAAGGCCAAGAUUCAAGACAAAGAGGGAAUCCCACCAGACCAACAGAGGCUCAUCUUUGCUGGAAAGCAGCUUGAGGAUGGCCGAACAUUGGCUGAUUACAACAUUCAGAAAGAAUCCACCCUCCACUUGGUGCUCCGCCUUCGUGGUGGAAUGCAAAUCUUUGUUAAGACCCUCACUGGAAAGACCAUUACCCUUGAGGUGGAGAGUUCCGACACCAUUGACAAUGUUAAGGCCAAGAUUCAAGACAAAGAAGGAAUCCCACCAGACCAACAGAGGCUCAUCUUUGCUGGAAAGCAGCUUGAAGAUGGCCGAACCUUGGCUGAUUACAACAUCCAGAAAGAGUCAACUCUCCACCUUGUCUUGAGACUCCGUGGUGGCAUGCAAAUUUUCGUGAAGACCCUUACUGGCAAGACAAUCACUUUGGAAGUAGAGAGCUCGGACACAAUUGACAAUAAAGAGUCCACUCUUCACCUUGUCCUUCGUCUGAGGGGAGGUAUGCAGAUCUUUGUGAAGACUUUGACUGGAAAGACUAUCACAUUGGAGGUUGAAAGUUCGGACACAAUUGAUAAUGUCAAAGCAAAAAUCCAGGACAAGGAGGGAAUCCCACCAGACCAGCAGAGGUUGAUCUUUGCUGGGAAGCAAUUGGAGGAUGGAAGGACCCUUGCUGACUACAACAUUCAGAAGGAGUCUACUCUUCACCUUGUGUUGCGUCUUCGUGGUGGAUGUUGAGUAUGUGAAUGUUCCAAAUCCUGCAGGUCUUAAUGUCUUUUGUGUUUCAGAACUUGUUAUGGAUGGGUCUAGGGCCCUUAAUCUAAAAAUUUAGGUUUGCUGUGUGUUUCUGUUUAAGUCUGUUUCCAAGUUUUAUGUUGUGUUCAUGAACAUGGACAAACAGUUCGCUGUCGUUCAUGGUUCAUUUUAUUCAGUAAAAUAACUUCGGUUUUAUAGUAAAUCUCCGAAUCUCUACAAAUUAAACUGUAAACAAAAUACUGCACCUUCUAUGUCAUUUCUUGCGCUUGAAAUUAAAUACUAAGUUUGACG